Molecule: messenger RNA, 1600 nt
Organism: Hemicordylus capensis (graceful crag lizard)
Lineage: Eukaryota; Metazoa; Chordata; Lepidosauria; Squamata; Cordylidae
Product: asialoglycoprotein receptor 1-like
Exons: 9
Coding region: 278-1150 (290 amino acids)
Molecular function (GO): signaling receptor activity
Source: RefSeq, a predicted model, not a curated record
GGAGAGAAAAGCUGCUUGCACUUUGCUGCACUUUUGGAAAGUUCGAAAUCUGAACGUUCCCUGGAAAAGGAAACAUGUUGACAGUACAAAGAUCACAGGAGGGGUGAGAGUGUUGGCAGAAGAGGACGAGGGAAGCAGUGGAUGAAGCCCGCGGAGUCCCCCCGAGGCCCAGGAAGGAGGUAAAGGAAGGAUCGUUGGCCUGCCGGUUCUGCCUCCCCUAAACCCGCAAUCUUCUCUGACUCCGAGAACUGAGCCCCUUUCUGGACUCUGGGCCACAAUGAUUAACAAUUACCAGGAUCUUACCACUCUGGAUGUAGAGGACGACGGUGAAACACAUGUCCAAAAAGCCCCCCCGAGGCUGCCCCCCACCCGCCUGUGGAGGCCCAACCUGUGCCCUAGCCGUCGCCUGGUGCUCAUCCUGCUGGGGCUCAGCGGCAUCCUCACCCUCACAGCCAUCGUCUUUGGGGCCAAGAGCAAUGCCUUCAGCUCCCAGCUGCAGGGGGUGCAGGAGACGCUCCAAAGCAUGAACCAGUCGGUCGGUGCAGAGAUGGCCUCUCUUCAGACCCAAGGGAAGGACACCGAGCUGAAAAUGACGCAAGCGGAGGGGGAGGUGAAGCAGCUGACAGAGCAGACGGAGGCAGACAAUGCGAGGCUUCUGGCCCAGGCGUUGGCGUUGCAGAGCGAGCUCCGGAGCACCAUCUGCGACCUGGAGGAUUUCAAACACAGCCGAACAGGUGGCCAAGAAACCUGCUGCCCGAAGGGCUGGGUGGACUUCCGGAAAAACUGCUACUGGGAGUCCAGAGCAGACAUGACUUGGGAAGACGCAAAAGUCGACUGUGAAGACAAAGGCGCCCACCUGGCGAUCAUCAACUCCUACGAAGAGCAACGAUUCCUGGCGGUGCGUGUGAAAAAUUAUUUGAUGUGGAUUGGCUUGACGGAUGCCAGUGGAAGCUGGAAGUGGCUGGACGGGACGUCCUACACUGUCCGUGAACAGGACUGGGCGCCAGGCCAGCCUGACAACUGGUACGGCCAUGGCCUUGGGGGAGGGGAAGACUGCGCCCACUUCACCGACAACGGCCGCUGGAACGACGACCACUGUGCUCACCGCCAUGGCUGGAUUUGCGAGAUGGAGGCGAAGCAGCAGCAGUGAGGCGGAGGAGGGAGAGGUCCUGCCCCGAACCCUUGGGCUUCCUUUCCUUGGGCCGUCUUCAGCCUGCGACAGAGAGGUGCCGGCGUGCUGUAGAGGGGACGAAUUCAUUCCACAGGGUGGCUCACCCACAUCCCCACCAACUCUGGCCUCCCACUUCGCGCCUCCCCCUCCUCCCCCUCCAGCUUUACUCCCCCCCCGUUUCGCUGCCCCCCAGCCCCCUCUUCCUCCUACUCCCUACCUGCCCCUCCUGCCGGCCAAUGGCCCAGUUUCUGGCUCUCCCCCCACUUCUCCCCCCCGCCACCCCCCCAUCUGCGCCUUUCCUCAGCCUACUCUUGCUGACGUCUCCCCCCUCAGCAGUGAGGACAGAUGUGUGUUUCGGGUCACUGAUCUCGAGAACACGGGAGGCUCACAGCCCACAAUAAAAGGCCCUUGGGAGCCUCUUCUGGACGA